Messenger RNA from Chara braunii, 623 nucleotides. The record is from the annotation of a GenBank genome assembly. NCBI's taxonomy places the organism in Eukaryota, Viridiplantae, Streptophyta, Charophyceae, Charales, Characeae.
UCGAGUCCAUCAGAUUCUCGUCUUUGAGCAAACAACGUGCUCAUCAUCAGCACCAUGUGUGUAUCAUUAACCCACAAGGCUGACGUGGCGCCAAAGGUUUUUCAUUUUUAUUAUUAUUAUAAUAUUAUUAUUAUUUUUUGGGAGGGGGGAGAGGGGGGCGUAUGACAGGAAGAUGGGGAUAUGGUGAGGAGAGGGGGAUAUAAAGAGGAGGAGGAGGAUGUGGACGAGGAGGAUGACGAGGAUAGCGAGGAGGAGGAGGAGGAGGAGCAGAGAUGGGGGAGGAGAAGAGAUGGAUGGAGGGAAAAGAGGAAGGGCAGGAGGAGGAGGAGUGGGAGCCUGGGAGGAGCAGGGGACAUGGACGGCGAGGAAGGCGAAGACACGAGGAAGGUAAGGAGGGGAGGAGGCAUGGAAGAUGAGGAAGUACGAGGAGGAGGAGGAGACGAGGAGGAUGAGGAAGGGCAGGAGGAGGACAAACAGGAGGAGGACGACAAAUUGGAGGAGACGAAAAGGAGAAGGGAGCAGGAGACAUGGAGGACGGUGAAGGGGAGGAGGAGCAAGGGGAGGCAGCACUCUGCAAUUUUUUUUUCAUCCCGCUUAUAAUUUUGGCGCGGGGCCUCGAACGC